Molecule: messenger RNA, 3812 nt
Organism: Misgurnus anguillicaudatus (oriental weatherfish)
Lineage: Eukaryota; Metazoa; Chordata; Actinopteri; Cypriniformes; Cobitidae
Gene: adamts15a
Product: ADAM metallopeptidase with thrombospondin type 1 motif, 15a
Biological process (GO): extracellular matrix organization; proteolysis
Molecular function (GO): metalloendopeptidase activity; zinc ion binding
Source: RefSeq, a predicted model, not a curated record
AUGAGCGCACUCGAGCACCUCCCCAAAAUCUGAUUACAAGCUCUGGAUGUUUACACAUGACGUGCGCGCAUAAAGGCGGCAGAUGAGGAGAGCCGCUUCAGUAUACAGGUAGAGCAAAGGGAUGGAUCACAGACCGGCGGAUUUCGCACUUUGUGGACGCGCAAAGGCAACUUUUUAGUGCACAGCAUCUUGGAAUACUUUACGUGCGAAUCUAAUAAAUAAGUCUCAAAAGUGUUUGAAUAUCGCGCACAAUCAUGUUUUUGUUGCUAAGGUCAGUUCUUUUUGUUAAUGUGUUUUACGCUCAAUGGGAAGCUGUUAGUUCAAUGCAGAGUCAGUUUUGCGUACCCGUCAGACUGGAUCAUCAGAGAUUUGUCAAGAACAGUUUAUUCAGUGAAGAGAACACGUUGCCACAAAGAGUUGAAAUCAAAAUAAGCGCAUUCGAACAAGAUUUUGUACUCGAAUUGCAGUCGGACUCCAGCUUCAUUGCCCCAAGCUUCUCGUCCCACACAGACGCAACUUCACCGAAUUCAGCUGAGAGCGCAGAUCUGAGCCGGUGUUUUUACGCCGGUGAGGUGAAUUCAGAUCCACUGUCUUAUGCAGCGCUGAGUUUAUGCAAAGGCUUGCAGGGUGCAUUUGGCUAUGAUGGCUGGGAAUAUUUCAUUAAGCCGGUUUCCAACGACACCACCGAUUGGGACAACGUGGAAGCGCAUCUUAUCAGACGCAGGUCUAACGCCAAUCUAAGUGGAAACUCUACGUCAAGGUGCGGCGUGGACAGUGGUGUGACUCACACCAUUGCACAGUCCUUGGCAAAGUUGAAACACAAGGAUCAGCACGUUAAGAAUAUGAGCAUGUCAGUGCUGAAAAAUCGCUCAAAGAGAUUUGUCUCCAUUCCGCGUUACGUUGAGACGUUAGUGGUAGCCGAUGAGUCUAUGGCGAAAUUCCACGGUGACGACCUGAAGCAUUACGUGCUGACCUUAAUGUCGGUGGCAGCUAAGCUUUACAAACACCCCACCAUUCUCAACUCCAUCAACGUAGUGGUUGUCAAGUUUAUGGUGAUUAACGAGGAGGAAAAAGGACCCAAGGUUUCCGAGAACGCAGCGAUGACCCUGCGUAAUUUCUGCACCUGGCAAAAGAAGCUCAACAAGAACAACGACAAGCAUCCGGAGUACUGGGAUACGGCUAUCCUAUUCACAAAACAGGACCUGUGUGGAGCCUCAACGUGCGACACACUGGGUAUGGCAGAUGUAGGCACAAUGUGCGACCCCAAGAGAAGCUGCUCUGUGAUCGAAGACGAUGGGUUGCCGUCUGCCUUCACUACGGCCCAUGAGCUUGGACAUGUCUUCAAUAUGCCGCAUGACAAUGUUAAGGCAUGCGAGGAGGUAUUUGGCAAGCUGCAGGACAAUCACAUGAUGUCUCCCACUCUGAUCCGGAUUAAUCGCACCAGUCCUUGGUCCCCAUGCAGUGCUGCCAUUAUCACAGAUUAUUUGGACAGUGGACACGGUGACUGUCUGUUGGAUCAGCCUCAGAAACCUUUAGCUCUGCCAGACGUGCUUCCUGGUGCAUCAUACGGUUUAGAGCGGCAAUGUGAGCUUGCGUUCGGAGUUGGUUCGAAGCCGUGCCCCUUCAUGCAGGCACCAUGUCAGCGCUUAUGGUGUACAGGAAAGACCCGUGGCCAGCAUGUGUGCCAGACGAGGCACUUUCCAUGGGCUGACGGAACCAGCUGUGGAGACGGACAGCUUUGUAUGCGGGGCACAUGUAUAGAGAAGCAAGAAAUACCCAAAACUAAGGUGGAUGGCAGAUGGGGUAAAUGGGGCCCAUUUGGAACCUGCUCCAGAACAUGUGGAGGUGGUGUACAGCUGUCAAAAAGACAGUGUGACAAUCCAUUGCCAGUUAACGGGGGAAAAUACUGCCAGGGAGUGAGAGUCAAAUACCGUUCCUGCAACCUCACGCCAUGCAUUGACACAGACAAGAGCUAUCGUGAGAAGCAAUGUGAAGCUUAUAACGGCUUCAGUCUGAACACUAACCGUCUCACUCCAUCUGUGGUGUGGGUGCCCAAAUAUUCCGGUGUGUCCUCCAAAGAUAUGUGCAAGCUGAUUUGCAGGGCAAAUGGAACAGGCUACUUCUACGUCCUCGCUCCAAAGGUUGUUGAUGGGACCCCAUGUUCUCCUGACUCCUCAUCAGUAUGUGUGCAAGGCAAAUGCAUCAAGGCAGGCUGUGAUGGGAAACUGGGCUCCGACAAGAAGUUUGACAAGUGUGGUGUAUGUGGAGGAGAUAACAAGAGCUGCAAGAAGGUGUCAGGACUUUUUACUAAGCCCAUACAUGGUUACAACUUUGUGGUCAUGCUUCCCAUUGGAGCUGCCAACGUUGACAUACGGCAGCGUGGCUAUAAAGGAAUUUUGAGUGACGACAACUACCUUGCUGUGAAGAACAGCCAGGGCAAGUACCUGCUAAAUGGAAACUAUGUGGUUUCUGCCAUGGAGAAGGAUAUUCUGGUGAAAGGCAGCUUGCUUCGCUACAGUGGAACAGUUGGUUCCUCUGAGACUCUGCAGACGGUGAAGCCUCUGGGUGAGUCCCUGGUGGUUGAGGUGUUGUCUGUGGGCAAGAUGACACCUCCACGUAUCCGGUAUUCGUUUUACCUACCACGGGAGAGCAAAGAAAACAAAGUGCAAAAGAAGGAAGAAAGGGCACAUGCUGAAAACAGCGUUCUUAGGGAAGAGGGAGGAGUUGAUAAAGUUGGAAAAAAGGCUGAUCUUCUCAAGGACAACAUCUCACCGCCUUACGCUAAAGAGAACCUACCAUCACCAGCGAAAUGGGUGGCAGGAGCGUGGGAUAUGUGCUCUGUUACGUGUGGCAACGGCCUCCAGAGGAGGUUGGUCCAAUGUCUCACAGCAGAUGGUGGACCUGGGCAUGAUUGUGACAGUGAACAACAGCCCAGUGUCAUCCGGGUAUGCGGAGACCCUUGUCCAAUGUGGGAAGUGGGCGAAUGGUCGCCCUGCUCCAAGACCUGCGGGAAGGGCUUUAAACGGCGCAUACUUCUUUGUGCUACAAAUACAGGACACCUGCUGCCCAGGGAGCAAUGUGCAGGCAAGAAGAAGCCACAGGAGCUGGACUUCUGUUCACUAACACCUUGUAAAUAAUCCUUCUCCCUUUACUAUUUCUGUUUUGUCAAAUUAAAUAUUCAUCAGAGGAAAGUUUGAAAAAGGACUAUAGGUUACGUUUUCUCAUCUGUAGCAAACGAUAGCAAACAAGUCAUGAGACCAACUGCCUUGAACACAAAUGCAAAUAGUAUUCUACCUCUAACUGUAAACCAAUGAAUUGAAAACUUGUAAAUUAUUUGGAUGAGACAAAAUUUAUAAAUAUGAAUGGCAUGAACUUUUCUACGGCCAAAGAACUAAAACGUGCAUACUGUGAUGGUGCCUUUUUUAGCAUAUUCUAAUGGGGCGUUCACACUGCGAUGAUAACUAUAACUAUAUUAGCAUUCACACUUAACAGACAAUAACGAUAACGUUAUGUUAAUUCUUAACUCAUCCGUUGCAGUGUUACAGUGACAAAAAUGGAUGUAGAUGACCUGCUGUUGCUCUACUGACUGCAGAAGCUAGAUGCGCUCUCUGAAGGCAGAAAGUGUGCUCGCCGCUGGCAUGCAAAGCAUGUAUGUUCCCAACUUGCUUAUAAUAUAUAAAAUCACAUCUUUCAGACUGUUACCGUCUUUAAUUUAGAAAUUUAACCACACUAAAAUCAUCAAUAGCCAAACAGUCGUAGGGCAGUCGUGGCCUGGUGGUUAGUAGGGUUGGAUAUCGUUUUAAUUUUAGUGA